AAUAAAUACUCCACUCCAAGAAGUGGGGCUUCAGAGCAAUGGGAGCACACAGUCCGAGCAUCACCGGAGAAUAGUGUCCUGUCCCAACCUGAUCAUUUUUUCUCUUGACGGUGGGCUCUUUCUGUCCAAGGAAGGGUUGGUCUUCAGUUAGUAAAAGGGUAGGCAGAGAGCGAGAAGCUGCCCCAGUGCCUCCUGGGCUAGACUGAGGGGAGGGAGCACUGGCCAGCCAAGGCAAAUCCUUGGCCUUUGUGGUGAGACUGUAUCCUUCAGGUGGCAGUGUGGGAAUCAGCCCUGGGCCACGGUGGCCAUCUGGGAUCCGGCUCUCCCAGCCGCCUCAUGUGGCUCUCAACCCUUCUUCAUUGAAUGGCCUGCUGAUUAUAAUUUUGGUUCCUGGUAGAUUUGUGUACAGAGGCGGGAUCCUACCGAUCAGCCAAUAAGAACAUUUUGUGCUGUUUGGCACGUUUCUCGUUAUAAAUUAUUAAAUAGGCAUUCUGAGUCAUGCAAGCAGUUCAUGGCGAGGCUGGUCAGCGCACUGCCCUUCCUGUGCCUGAUCAACUCCUAUAUGGUGAUAAAACUGAGUUGCUGAUACGCGUUUAAAAAUAGCUUCUAGUGCUGUACUUGUAAAACUGUCUGUUGGAUCUUUCAAAGGAUGGCCACACAGGUUUUUCUGAGGUGAUAACAUUUGCUCUGAGACCUGAAGGAGCCAGCUGUGUGCAGAAAAUCUGGGGAAAGGGUAUUUAGGCCCAGAGAGCAGACAGCACCAAGGCCCUGGGCAUGAACAACUUUGGAAGGGUCAACCCCAUGGCUAUUCCGCAUGAUUCAAAUGAAACUUCCUAUUUGCUACCUUCAAACAGUGAGGACUGGGAAGGGCAUGGCAUCCCUGACUUUGUCUAUGGGCAAAAGGAUCUUGUGCUGCAGGGGAUUCAGUGGCCGAGGAUUGCACCCAGCCUCCCGGACGGGCUGCCACUGUCUCGCUUUGACUCUGCCCUCUGCUCUGCCUGGAGGCAGCGAAUGGAGCUGGGGCUGUUCCGCUACCGCCUGGGGGAGCUGCAAACCCAAACCCUCCCAGGUGCUGUGGGCUUUGUGGCUCAGCUGAAUGUGGAGCGAGGCGUGCAGAGGAGGCGCCCGCAGAACAUCAGGAGCGUGAAGCAGGCAUUUGACCCCAAACAGUUUAACUUCAACAAGAUCCGGCCAGGAGAAGUCCUCUUCCGUUUGCGCCGGGAGCCUGAUCUCCCAGGUGCCCUCCCGCAAGAGGACGUCCUUGUGAUGAUCAAUGUCAGCCCCCUGGAGUGGGGCCACAUGCUGCUGGUGCCUGAGCCCUCCCGAGGACUCCCCCAGCGCCUGCUGCCAAGCGCGCUGCGGGCUGGGGUUGAGGCCGUGCUGCUGAGCUCACACCCAGGCUUCCGCAUCGGCUUCAACAGCCUGGGAGGCUUGGCCUCCGUGAACCACCUCCACCUGCAUGGAUAUUACUUGUCCCACAGACUGCCUGUGGAGGGGGCACCAAGCGAGGCCCUGGACCCUGAAGGCCAUUUGCAUCUGCUCCAGGGCCUCCCAGCUCCCGGCUUCCUCUACUACGCUAGCAGGCCAGGACCUGACUUGGAAGCCUUGAUAGGCAGGGUAUGUCGGGCCACUGACUAUCUGAGUGAUCACGAGAUUGCACAUAAUUUGUUUGUGACCCGGGGGACCCCACCUGGAAAGACAUCGCCUUCUUCAGCUCUCAUGGGGGUCCGAGUAAUUCUGUGGGCCCGGAAGUCCAGCUUUGGGAUAAAGGAAGGUGAGGCUUUUAAUGUUGCCCUCUGUGAGCUGGCUGGGCACCUCCCCGUCAAAACAUCCCAGGACUUCAGCAGCCUGACAGAGGCGGCCGCGCUGGCCCUCAUUCAGGACUGUCUGCUGCCGCCAGCAGAGGCAGGAGAGGUGCAGGCCGCACUGGUGGCCUUGACAGCCCAGGAGCAGCAGUAAUCCCUCCGGAAGCAUUUUCUUUCUGACCAAUCUAAGCCCCUUCCCAGAGAGCCGUCGAUACUGGCCGUCUGGGCCCUUCCGUGACUGCCUUCUCACCUGACUCAGCCCAAGGGGAGGGAUAGAGAAGUGAGUGGGCUCUUUAAAGAGGAGCAACCGCAGAAUAAAGCAAAUGAAUGGCCCUCGUG
Molecule: messenger RNA, 2144 nt
Organism: Manis pentadactyla (Chinese pangolin)
Lineage: Eukaryota; Metazoa; Chordata; Mammalia; Pholidota; Manidae
Gene: GDPGP1
Product: GDP-D-glucose phosphorylase 1
Exons: 3
Coding region: 775-1959 (394 amino acids)
Biological process (GO): glucose metabolic process
Cellular component (GO): cytoplasm
Molecular function (GO): GDP-D-glucose phosphorylase activity
Source: RefSeq, a predicted model, not a curated record